This is a messenger RNA of Drosophila albomicans, 4818 nucleotides long. It is a transcript of the gene RapGAP1, whose product is annotated as rap1 GTPase-activating protein 1. The coding region runs from base 910 to 3486 and encodes 858 amino acids. Lineage: Eukaryota; Metazoa; Arthropoda; Insecta; Diptera; Drosophilidae. Gene Ontology annotation, cellular component: cytoplasm. The record is from RefSeq and is a predicted model, not a curated record. Gene Ontology annotation, molecular function: GTPase activator activity. Gene Ontology annotation, biological process: activation of GTPase activity; regulation of small GTPase mediated signal transduction. The transcript has 4 exons.
CGUCAGAGCAUCGUCGACGUCGUCGUCGUCGUAGUCGGUUCGUUGUUCGUUACAAAUUCAAAACAGCAACAGAAAAACGCACGCGAGUUAUUUAUAAAUUCCAAAUCAAAACCAAAUGCACAGAUGCAGUUGCACUCCAUGCAACAAAUUACAAAUUUAAAAAUAUAAUUUUGUGCGUGUGUUUUUUGUGUCUCACUCUCUCUCACUCACUCUUUUGGAGGUGCAUUCGUCUGACAAAAAUAAAACAUCAUUUCGUCUGUGAAUUGUAUGUGAGAUUGUGUGUGUGUCGUGCACGUAUGUGUGAGUGUUUGAGUUAAGUGAAAAUAUUUGCUUAGAAAUUUUGCGCAGUGCGAGUGUUAUUUGCAUAAAAAGCUCAGCUUUGACGCUUGGAAAGUCGCGUCAGCGGCCCGUUACAGUUUGACAGCCACUGGCUAACUCACACAAAAUAACCAAAAAAAUAAAAAUAAAAAGGCAGCAGCAAAAAAAGCAACACAAAUAACUCGUCAAACGAGUCGAACGACGUGCAAAGAAAACGCAAAAAAAUACAAAAUAUACAGCCAGGCAACAACAACAGCAACAACAACAAAAGUCAUAAUAAUUUUGAAGAGAAGAAAAACGACUUUACCAAAUUAUAACAAUUAGCUCAACGGCUGCGGCUACAGUUUGAAUUGCAUGCCGCCCACAACAAUAACAAGAGCAACUGGCAGCUGUCUCCCUCCUCUGUCUCCCUAUUCCUUCCAUCGAUCAAUGCAGUCAGCCUAGACAGCAACCACAACAACAGCAAGAAGCAGCAGAGAAACAGAGAAACUGCUUGCAAACGCAAGAAAAGAAGAAGAAGAAGCAGAACAACAAGCGAAGGUGGCAUUUUACAGCGAAGGCGCUGAACGGCGUUGGGUGCGUCAGGCGGUCAUGGGGGUGUUAAGGUGGCGCGAUCUGCCCGGAUCGCGAAUGUCGUCGUCGGGCUCGAGCUCAGCAGCAGCAGCAGCAGCCGCCGCAGCGGCAGCACAACAACACAACAGCAGCAGCAACAACAAUAACAACAACAGUCAACAGUAUCACCAUAAUAACCACAACAACAUCAACAACAAUAACAACAACAACAAUCACAGAGAGAACCAUCGCGGCAGCAAUGGCAGCGAGGAGCGCGUGCCACAGCCGCAUUCACCACACGAUGCUGGCCACAAUGGAGGAGGACUGCAGCACUCGGGAUCGCGCGCCACAUUGCGCCAUUCGAUGAAUCACUCCAGCACCUCAGUCUCUGGCUCCGCCUGCAGCUCGACGCCCGCCUCGCCUCAGCUGAGCGGCGUGGUGAGUGCAACGGGCGGCCAACUGCUCUCGAAUGGUCAUCACUAUCAGUCGCAAUCGUCGGUCUCAUCGAACUCCUCGAUUGUCUCGGCCAUUCCCGCCUCGCAGCGUCUGCUCGAGGAUGCGUUGUCCAAGACGGCGCCCUACCCGAUGAUUAUGCUGCCCCUACACGGCGGCUACUGGCUGGAUGGCACCGAGCACGAGUGCAGCUACGAUGCCCGAGGCAAUCCACAGUUGCCACAGACCACCUGGAUGGCCAAGUUCGAGACGGACGACACGGCCAAGUGCUAUCGUCGCUUCUAUGCGGGACGCGAGCACUCCAACCUCGUGGGUCACGACGAGCAACUGGGUCCGGUGCUCAUCUCCAUCAAGACGGAGAACGUGGCCAAUCAGGAGCACAUGCGCAUCCUGCUGCGACUCCGCACUGGCACCAUGCACGAGCAGAUUCCCGUCUCCUGCAUGGGCGCCCAGCCGAGUCCGGCGAAGAUGGUGCGACUGCUGAACGAACAGAUUCAGGUGGACAACUUUAUGCCCGUGCUGUGUCCGCGUGCCUCGCAGCUGAUCAGCGUCUAUGAUGAGCAUGUCUUAGUGUCGCACUUCAAGUUCGGCGUGCUGUACCAAAGAUACGGCCAGACCACCGAGGAGGAGCUCUUUGGCAACCAGCAGACGUCGCCCGCCUUUGAGGAGUUCCUCGACGUGCUCGGCCAGCGCAUUCGCCUCAAGGAGCACAAGGGUUAUCGCGGGGGACUGGACAUUCAGAACGGACACACUGGCGAUACAGCAGUCUACGAGGUGUUCAAGGAACGGGAGAUCAUGUUCCAUGUUUCGACGCUGCUGCCCCACACCGAGGGUGAUCCACAGCAGCUGCAGCGCAAGCGGCACAUUGGUAACGACAUCGUGGCCAUCGUGUUCCAGGAGACCAACACGCCCUUCUCGCCGGACAUGAUUGCCAGCCACUUCCUGCACGCCUUCAUCGUGGUGCAGCCCCUCGAACCCAACACUCCACACACUCGCUACAAGGUCAGCGUCACGGCUCGCGACGAUGUGCCCUUCUUCGGGCCGACGUUGCCCAGUCCUGCGGUGUUCCGCAAGGGACAGGAAUUCAAGGAAUUCCUGCUGACGAAGCUGAUCAAUGCGGAGAACGCCUGCUACAAGGCCGAGAAGUUUGCCAAGCUCGAGUUGCGCACUCGCACCUCGCUGCUGCAGAAUCUCGUCGAGGAGUUGAAGGAGAAAACUCGCGACUUCCUCGGCGCCGAUCUUUCGCAGACCAUUGCCGGCAGUCCCACCCCCGAGACACCCAAGUCGGAGAGCGGCGGCGGCGGUGGCAGCGGAGGAAAUGCAGGCACUCGCUUCAUUGACACCGUCAAGAAGGCGCUGAUCAUGCGCGUGCGCUCCCAGAGCGUCGACACCGGCAACGGGGCGCAUCCGGACAAGUUCAGUGUGAACACCAAGCUGGGCACACUCAAUGCCAAAAAGGAACCGCAGCCCGAGACGCAAACGCCCAAUCUGAAUACCUGCAGUCGCACGGCGUCCAAGUCGUCGUCCAAGUCCAAGUCGUCAAAUGAGUCGACCUCCUCGUCGCCGGACAUCACUUCGCGACCGGCCAACAAUAACAACAACAACAACUUGGCUGCCCACGCUCCAGUUGCCAACCAACAGAAUGGUGGCGGCAUUGGAGGUGUGGCCUCAGCUGCUGUGAGCGCAGCGCAGAAUGGCGGUAUUGUGGGCGUGGCCGUGGCCACCAUGUCGGAGACCAGCGAUGACUCGAGCUUGAACAGCGUAGAUCUUGACCCAAUGAUGGGUCACCUCGAUGGAGGCGCCGCUUACAUCGACAGCGACACUGGGCUGGAGAGCAUGAGCUCGGCGGAGGCCACGACCAAGGCGUGCUCGCUGUGCUUGGAGGGUGUGCAGGGCACCAUGAUGGGCAGCUCGCCCAGUAACGAGACCAUCAUGAUGAUCGAGAAUCUGCGCCAGGAGGUGACGCGCCUCAAGUGCGACAAGCUCGAUCUGCUGCGGCAGAAUGUGACCUGUCAGCGAGAUAUCAAGCGACUAAGGGAGCGAGAGAUGUCCUUGCAGGGUGAUCUGGCUGCAGCUGGACGCGAGAUCCUGCGACUACGCGAUCUUUUAAAGGAAUACAUGCCGGACACGGCUGCGGCGCCGCUCUCCAUAUCGCCCAUCUAAGCGUCUAACGCAGCGAGAGAGAUACAGAGAGAGAGAGAGAGGAAGUUGAAAGGAAAGAGCAGGAGUAACCACUGUGCCGUGUAUAACACUUUGGAAGCAUCGAGAGAAGGGAGAAGAAGAAGUCGAAUCAAAGUCGAAGGAGCAAAACUGUAUUAUAUUUAGUUUGCAUUAGAUCUGUAGAACUCGCAGAGAUCAACAAAACAUUAUUACGGACGAAGAGGAGAAGGAGUUCGAGAAUUAUUAUUACAGUUAGAGAGUACAGUUAGUAGUCUACCUAUGCGUAUAUAUAUGUAUAACAGUUACAAACUAAACGAAAAACGAAAAAAAGCAUCAACACAGAACACAAAACUCAAAAAGUUACACCAAAUAUAUAGCAUCUAAGUCUUUAAGCAUAUUUAAACGCAAUGCUAGAAUUUUCCCCAACCCCAGACGAAAAAAAAAUCCCUAAUCCUUAUUAUAAGUAGCAAGAGUGCAAGAAAGAGACAAAUAGUGUCGUAGAAAGAGAGAGAGAGAGAGAGAGAGAGCGAGUGCUAUCGAUUAGCCAAGCAUCACAGUUACAGUUACAGGUUAAAGUUAAAGCUAAAGAUAAAGAUAAAGAUACAGAAAGUUAUUCCACGAUUAUCGAAUUCAAAUCACGAUUAGUAGAUCAAUGUUACGCAACACAAUUUGUAGUCGCACCUGGCAACAUUCUGUGAAACUCUCGUUUUCAUCACAAGAACAACCUCAUCAGCAAUUUAUAACCAAUAAUAUUUACUCACACACACACAAUGAAAUUACAAUAUAAUCGAUAUAUAUUCGAUAUAUAUGUGUAUUAUGUAUGUAUGUGUUUCACCAUUUCACAGGAUAUCACAUCCCCUCGAUAGUUUCUAGCAGCAGCAAAAUCGAUAACACAAGAUAACAAACCAACCAAUCAACCAACAACAAAACCAACAAAUCAACUCUUAACAAUUAAGUUUAAGUUGCUUUAAAUAUUUCUAAUGAACUAUGUUAAAUAUUUAAGUUGAGAGCAGACGACGACGCCGACGAAGCAUCGAAUCGAUCUGCGGACUCAUUGUACAUAUUUUUAAUUUAACAACGCAUAAUUCUCGAUCAAUCGAUCAAUCAUCGAUCAAUCGCAAUUAACAAACAACUCUUUAACAAAAACGAUACAAGAAAUGUUUCAAAAUCACAACAAACAAUUUUCACAUAUUUAGACAAUUAUUAUGAAUAAAAAAAGAAAAUCAAAGAAAAAUCAAAGAGAGUUCUUAUCAAGUUAUCGACAUGAAAUUAUGCAAAAAGAAAACAUAAAAAAAACAAAAUUUAAUCUAUGAAUUCUACCAUAAGUACCACAAA